UUUCAAUCAAGUGGCAUCACCUCCAACAAAAGAAAAACAAAACAGAAAAAGUUGAGCUGCCGCAACGAGCGAAUUUAACUAAAGAAAUUUUUUAAAUUAUUACAAUUAUGUCGUUUUCCCGGCUUAAUACGCUGAUGAAACUGGCGCCCAAAUCCACUGCCAUUCGCGCCAUGCAGAUGCAGCCUAAAAGGAACUUGUCCGCCCAUGCGGCAACUGAACACUCGGGUCAAUUCAAGACCCUGGUUAUUAGUUCACCCAAACCGUUCGUCUUCCAUGUGGAACUCCAUCGCCCCAACCAGUUGAAUGCCAUCAACAGGCAGAUGUGGCUGGAAAUUAAGGAAUGCAUUGACGGACUGGCGGUCAACCCGGAUUGCCGUGCCAUAGUUUUGUCUGCCGCUGGAAAGCACUUCACCGCCGGCAUUGAUCUCAACGACAUGAUGAACCUGGGCUCUUCGCUCUCCGAAACCGAUGACUAUGCCCGCAAAGGAGUCAUUUUGGAACGCACAAUCAAGCUGUAUCAGGAUUCGAUCAGCAGCUUGGAACUCUGCCGAAAACCGGUGAUCAUGGCGGUCCACAAGGCUUGCAUUGGCGCCGGUGUGGACUUGAUCACCGCCGCCGACAUUCGCUACUGCACUGAGGAUGCCUUCUUCCAGGUGAAGGAGGUGGACAUCGGAAUGGCCGCCGAUGUGGGCACUCUGCAGCGUUUGCCGAAGGCGGUGGGCAGUCAGUCGCUCGCCCGGGAGCUUUGCUUCACGGGAAGACGCUUCGAGGCAGCAGAGGCACACUCUUCGGGACUCGUGAGUCGCCUCUUUCCCGACAAGGAGUCCCUGGUUAGCGGUGCUGUCGCUUUGGCCGAAGUUAUUGCCAGCAAAAGCCCGAUUGCCGUGCAGACAACCAAGGAGAGUUUGACCUACUCGCUCGAGCACACCAACCAGCAGGGAUUGGAUCACAUUCGCCUGAUUAAUAAACUCAAUCUGCAAUCGGAGGAUUUUGCCCAAGCGGUGGGCGCCCAGUUAACGAAGGACGAGAAGCCCGUCUUCGCCAAGCUCUGAUUUGUGAAAAAGAAGAAACAAACAGCGGGCGAAUCGAGUUGCAAAUGUAUUUGCCAUGUCUGCAUUCAUAAAUACACCAGCUGCCUUUACUUUAGUCUACAAA
Molecule: messenger RNA, 1155 nt
Organism: Drosophila ficusphila
Lineage: Eukaryota; Metazoa; Arthropoda; Insecta; Diptera; Drosophilidae
Product: delta(3,5)-Delta(2,4)-dienoyl-CoA isomerase, peroxisomal
Exons: 4
Coding region: 108-1052 (314 amino acids)
Cellular component (GO): mitochondrion
Molecular function (GO): delta(3,5)-delta(2,4)-dienoyl-CoA isomerase activity
Source: RefSeq, a predicted model, not a curated record